Molecule: messenger RNA, 1920 nt
Organism: Zasmidium cellare ATCC 36951
Lineage: Eukaryota; Fungi; Ascomycota; Dothideomycetes; Mycosphaerellales; Mycosphaerellaceae
Exons: 3
Coding region: 1-1920 (639 amino acids)
Biological process (GO): intracellular protein transport; retrograde transport, endosome to Golgi
Cellular component (GO): retromer, tubulation complex; endosome; retromer complex
Molecular function (GO): phosphatidylinositol-3-phosphate binding
Source: RefSeq, a predicted model, not a curated record
AUGAGUGACGCCGUCGCCGGCCCCAGCAGCAGCACGAACAAUUCCCACACCGGCAAAGCAAAGGUCCCCAACCUGCCCCAGAACCUGCGCUUCCAACGUCGCCAGUCCGAGCGCGCCUUCUACGAGGGUGCCUAUCGCGAGGGAACCCCAACCAUGGAGUAUCCAAGUGGGACCUCGCCCUGGGCCUCCUCGCCAGAAGCCAGCCGCACCAGCAUUGGAGGCGACAUACCGCGAGAGGACCUGCCGGCUCCAGCGGUGCAAGUGCCUGGCGUCGAAGGAGAGCAGGCAGCUCACGCCAAUGGAGCUUACCAGCAGCCACAUGAAGGUGGAUGGACGCCAGAGCAGUCGCAGGGUCAAUGGCAGCAGCAGCACGCGCAGAACCCAGAUCAGCAACAGCAGCGUGGACCCGGCGAGGAGAAUAGGAGGCCUGCGUCGGCGAGAUACCACAAUGUCCCGCAGCAGCAACAACAGCAGCAGCAGCAGAGACAGCAUAUGCCUCAGUACAAGCUACAAGCUAAGAUCACUGGAUUGGAACGACCAGCGAAGAAGGACCCUAUUCUGAAGUUUGACGUUCAUACCAACCUCCCCAAAUUCAGGACUACCCAAUUCCGCGACAUCCGCCGUACACACUCUGAAUUCCAAAAGUUCGCUUCUCACCUCCAAGCAUCUAACCCCGAAGCCCUCGUACCUGCAGUCCCGCCUGCGUCGACCAGCGCUGGUAUUGGCACCGAUGAAGAUGAAGCUCGGACGAAGUCUAAUAUGCAGCGGUGGCUGAACGUGGUCUGCUCCAAUGACGUUCUAAUGAGGGACGAAGAGAUGGUCUUCUUUGUGGAGAGCGACUUUGGAUACAGCCCUGUCGUCAGAAAGAGGCAGCCUGCAACCGGUGUGAGGAGGAAAGUGCUCAAGCAAUUCGCGCCGCCGCCAGAUGACACACCUGAGCUUUUGGAGAGUCGACCGGUGGUCAAAGCGUUCUAUUUGGGUUCAAUGGACAGUCAGCAGAAGAUCGACAAGGUUGUCAAGAACAGGAGAUCAUUGGGUGUCGCAGAGUCUGAUCUUGGUACGAAGGUUGCAGCUCUGUCAACGCAAGAAGCGCAUGCCGGCCUCGCCAACGCCUAUCGCAAGCUUGGCAAGGUUGUACAGAACACUGGCGACUUCCACGCAGCGCAGGGCACAGCAGAAGCAACGACUUUAUCCGAUCCUCUUGCAUAUCACAGCAGCGACGCAAAUAUCGUCAAGGAGACCCUCACCAACCGGCAUAUCUUACUUCGCGAACUCAUCCAAGCACAGCAGUCCACUCGAAGCAAGCUGGCGGCAGCUGAUAGACUCAAAGCAAGCUCGAGCGUCAAACGAGACAAGGUCGACGAAGCAAUCUCAGCACUCGAUGAAGCCAGAAGUCAUGAGUCGUAUUUGCAGCAGAAGACCCAAAGAGUUACGCAGAAUCUGUUGAUCGAGAAACGUAAAUGGUUCGCCAGGACCGCGGGCGAUUUAAGAUCUGGUAUUCGAGAAUAUGUCAUCCGAGAGAUCGAAGCUGAGAGACGCACGCUCGCUACCCUGGAACAAGUGCGCCCAGAUGUUCGCAACAUCGACGCGUCUGGUGGUCUGAGUAGACUUGGCCGCGAAGCUCAUCCUGUUGUUCGACGCUCUAGCAUGGCAUCGAGCCAAGGCCCCAAGGGUGAUGCGUGGUCAGGCGUUCCAAGACGACCAGAUGGCUUGAACCGAAGCAUCAGCGGCAGUUACGUGCCAGGUGUACCAGGUGCCGUGCCCGAAGAAGGCGAGGAAGAGGAGACGACUGAAGGUGGUACCGGUAGGAAGCGAGCUACGAGCAGCGCGAGCAGUCUCGGGAAGUUGCCUGAGGAUGAUGAUGACGACAGGGUAGAUGCACGAAACGCGGCGAGCAGACUGGCCCAGACUACGUUUUAG